GGGCCCUCCCCCCAAACCAGACAAAGCAUAGAGAAAGUCCAACAAGACUUGGCUAUAAUUGAAAGCCGAAAAAUGGGUGUCGGAGCUGAUAGCAUCGAGAGAGAGCGAAAGAGAGAGAGAGAGAGAGAUGAAGACGACUCAGUACAGUAAGACCUAAAUCCAAUACCUACCUCUUCCCAAAAUCACUAACUCGUCUUCCACUCUCUGACUCGCUUGCCCGCUGUAGCAAUGAGUUAGAAGACCCUUUUCAGGUUAAGAUUUCAAAGAGGAAAAAACCACUGUCAGAUUCAAUGAAGAAAAGGGUGCGUCGACCAACUUCUCAAUUUGCCCAAGAACAGGGGGGUUACAACUUGAGAGAUAGAAAGAAAAAUAAGCAUGAAUGCAACAACAAUUUGGGCUUGGACAGAAUUAGUAGUUUGCCAAAUGAAGUACUUGUUAGUAUACUGUCUCUCUUGUCACUAAAGGAAGCACAAGCCACCAGUGUCCUUUCUAGGCGAUGGCAGCAUCUGUGGCGGCAUGUGUUAGCAUCUACUAGGACUCUCGACUUUGAUGCUGAGAAAACUUUAUGCAGAUUGUCUAACCUCAGAGCAGGAGCACGAGACUUGUUAAUCUGUAGGUACGUUGAUUGGGUGAAUAAUGUGGUGGAACAUCAUCGAGGCCCAAUGGUUGAAACAUUCAGGAUUUGUUUCGAUCUUGAUCCUAAGUUUUCAAGUUCCCUCGAUAAAUGGAUUCAAUUUGCAAUGGAAAAGGGAGUUCAAAUGCUUGAGUUGGACUUGUUAUCAUACGGUGUUUUUCCUCGGAAGUUCUUCCCAUGCUACAUUUUUCCCCAUGAACUUUUAGGUAUAAAAAAAGAGUCCACUUUGAAGCACUUGUGUUCUGAUAUUCCAAGUCUCCACC
Molecule: messenger RNA, 897 nt
Organism: Prunus mume (Japanese apricot)
Lineage: Eukaryota; Viridiplantae; Streptophyta; Magnoliopsida; Rosales; Rosaceae
Source: RefSeq, a predicted model, not a curated record